Molecule: messenger RNA, 642 nt
Organism: Meloidogyne enterolobii
Lineage: Eukaryota; Metazoa; Nematoda; Chromadorea; Rhabditida; Meloidogynidae
Source: the annotation of a GenBank genome assembly
AUGGACGUUGACGUCGACGCUUUGCUCCUCCGACUUCAUGAUCGCCGGAAUGUCAACAUUGUGGAGACCGUUCCCGCUGAUGAGAUGCUUGCACUGCUUAGAAUGGCACAAAUUGUGUUCCAGACUCAGCCGAUGCUUGUUGAAGUUCAACCUCCUGUCAUCAUCUGUGGCGAUAUUCACGGACAAUACAGCGACUUGUUACGCAUCUUCGAUACUCUUGGAUAUCCACCGGCAACCAGCUACUUGUUUUUGGGAGAUUAUGUUGAUCGAGGCUCGCACAAUUUGGAGACGAUUGCUCUUCUUUUCUGCUACAAGAUCAAAUAUCCUCGAAAUUUCUAUCUACUCCGCGGCAAUCAUGAGACAUCAGUCACCAACGCAAUAUACGGCUUUCGGCAGGAAAUUGCAAGGCGCUACGGGGAUCCUAGAAACGAUCUAAAUGGGAUGUGGGGCAUCUUCAACAUUGCAUUCUCUCAAAUGCCCAUUGCUGGAUUGGUCGGAGGUGUAUUCUAUUGCUUUUCUUCAGUUUCUUCAUAUUUUCAGGCCGAAUUCUCUGCAUGCAUGGUGGGCUUUCUCCAGAUCUUACAUCCCUCGAUCAACUGAGGCAGAUUCCCAGAGGAUGGUACGAUCCGCCAAACAACCGGG